Messenger RNA from Cricetulus griseus (Chinese hamster), 484 nucleotides. The record is from RefSeq and is a predicted model, not a curated record. NCBI's taxonomy places the organism in Eukaryota, Metazoa, Chordata, Mammalia, Rodentia, Cricetidae.
GGGGCCGAUGGUAAAACUGGAACGAAGAUUGCUACACCUCGGGGAGCAGCUCCCCCAGGCCAGAAAGGCACAUCCAACGCCACCAGGAUCCCAGCGAAGACCACACCCAGCCCAAAGACCCCUCCUGGCUCAGGCGAAACACCAAAAUCCGGAGAACGCAGCGGCUACAGCAGCCCCGGCUCCCCUGGGACCCCUGGCAGUCGCUCCCGCACCCCAUCCCUACCAACGCCGCCCACCCGGGAGCCCAAGAAGGUGGCGGUGGUCCGCACUCCCCCCAAGUCGCCAUCGGCCAGUAAGAGCCGCCUGCAGACUGCCCCUGUGCCCAUGCCAGACCUGAAGAAUGUCAGGUCCAAGAUUGGCUCCACCGAGAAUCUGAAACACCAGCCAGGAGGUGGGAAGGUAAGGGCGUGGCCAGCCAUGCGGUCCGGUCGGGGUGCAGUCUCCAAACGAGCCCAGGCAGAUCUCUAGCCAGACUUGGCUUCUG